Capsella rubella is the source of this 744-nucleotide messenger RNA. RefSeq names its product glutathione S-transferase T2-like. Lineage: Eukaryota; Viridiplantae; Streptophyta; Magnoliopsida; Brassicales; Brassicaceae. The record is from RefSeq and is a predicted model, not a curated record. The transcript is spliced from 2 exons. Bases 1 to 744 code for a protein of 247 amino acids.
AUGGAUCCAACAAAUCCAUACAGUCAAAAUUCAAGCUUUGUAAACCUCUUAAGUAGUCAACAAGAAGGCCAGUUCUUUAACCUUAAUGAGUAUGAGAGUUUCUCACCUAGUGUAGAACCUGUGUUUAGUACACAGUCUACUGAUCAGCCAAGCCCAGCUGUGGAGGACCCAAAGAUCCAGUCGUUGGGAAUGAGCAAAGGGCUGAGGCUUUCUGGAAGAGGAUUCAAGCAUACUUUAACUCAAGUAUGCUAUGAGGCAGCAAUGAAAGAGCAGUCUUCUGGACAGAACCACAAUGAUGUGAUGAAAGCAGCUAACCGGAUCUUCUUCAACGAUCAUGGGGUGAAGUUCACUCUUGAGCAUGCAUGGAGGGAGCUAAGGCAUGAUCAGAAAUGGUGUUCAUCAUUUUCUGGUAAAGAUGUUGGAAGAUCUAAAAGAAGAAAGGUUGAUGCUCAAGAAGGUGGAGCUGAGUGUGCUCAAGAAGAUGUAGAUGCUGAAGUUGUUGCUCGUCCUCAAGGUGUUAAGGCAGCUAAGGCCUUGGGUAAGAAGAAGACCACCUCAGCUAAAGAAGAUGACAAGGACAUGGUGGAGUUUCUGAACAUGUGGGAGAUCAAGAAGAAAGAAUUAGAGAUGAAAGAUAAGCUUUGUAAUAAGAAAAUGCUUGACACUCUUCUUGCAAAGUCAGAGCCAUUAUCUGAUAUAGAAAUGGCUCUGAGGAACAAGUUAAUUAAUGACAUGAUGUCAUAA